Messenger RNA from Loa loa (African eye worm), 1332 nucleotides. RefSeq lists its product as hypothetical. The coding region runs from base 1 to 1332 and encodes 443 amino acids. NCBI's taxonomy places the organism in Eukaryota, Metazoa, Nematoda, Chromadorea, Rhabditida, Onchocercidae. The transcript is spliced from 9 exons. The record is from RefSeq and is a predicted model, not a curated record.
AUGGAAGACCAAGAGGAAGGAGAGAAUUCUCCACAAGAAUACUAUGCUGAAGGUGGUGGUGGAAACUCCAGUACUGAAACAACCACCACAACACUGCAGCAUUUGCGCGAAAUUUUAGAACGUCGAGAAUCGACCAUUGAAGAUUUGCGCCAAACAGUAGCAAUGUUAAAGCAUAAUAUUGCCGAACAACGUGAUGAAAUUAUUCGUUUAAAAAGUUUAAACAACAGUACUUAUAAGGUGCAAAAUCCACUGAUUUCAUUACCGCUUGAACUUAUCAAGAUGAUCUUUUAUUUGUGUGAUGCUCUUACACGAUGUCGCAUUUGCUGCAUUAAUAAAAGGUUAGCUGAGGAAUUGAGCAGUUGGGUCGAUGUUCAGCAUCUUUAUUUGACGAGGGUACCAAUUGAAGAUGGAGCGAACAAAACCAUUGUAACACACGCCUAUCAAGUUGUCACCAAUUCUCCUGCAGUGGGCGUAAUUCGUACUACUAAAGCUAUUCCGAUGCUUCAUAAUUUCCGUCUUGUUUAUACUUUGGGCGAUUUUCUCACAUUGCCAAAUCUUCGAACGCUUCAUAUUCGAGAAACGCUAACAUUAGCUGAUGUUCCACCAAUGGACAAAAUUUGCGCUCCAAUUGAGGAUCUUCGAAUUUGUACACAUCGAAUGCGUAUCCAACAGUUGCUAAUCAUAUGUCGAGCUUUAGCGACUACUUUGCGACGUUUAGAAUUAUUACUAACUAUUAUUGUGCCGGAAGGAGCUGCUACAGUCGAAAAUCGUAGCGCUGCUGUUAUGGAAGUUGCAGAAGCAAUGACUGCUAUGGGACAUUUGAAUCAUUUAACGCUUGCACGAACUUUUCUUAAGCCUUCGACAAGCGAACAAAUAUUUGAGUUGCUGAAAAUGUUCCAUUCAUUGUCAACAAUAACAUUCGAAGCACUGGUUUUAAAUGAUUUCGUACAACUCGCAAAUGUUCAUCUACCGCCAUCAGUAAAACGAAUUAUCGUAACAGAAUCAAUCAAAAUUGAUCCGUCAUGGUAUCCACUUAAUUCUACUUCUAUGGAAUUCUUUGAUGUUUUCAACGACGAAAGAAUGCCAGCAUUACAAGAUGCGUGUCGUAAGGUACGACGUGAGAUCACACUCCAGCUUGGCCGUCUUCGUGGAUUUGGUCCAGCAACUGUAAAUUUUCAAUUGAGUCUUGUACGAAUUUUGGCCAAUAAGACUUCACCGUUACGGUUUGGAAAUCGAAAAGGCGAUUGUCGUGUAUUUCUCUGGAAGGGCCGUAUUCUUACACGUAGGGAAUACUUAAAGAUGAAUGAUAUAACUAUCGAUGGGAUUAUGUGA